Molecule: messenger RNA, 2937 nt
Organism: Spirodela intermedia
Lineage: Eukaryota; Viridiplantae; Streptophyta; Magnoliopsida; Alismatales; Araceae
Source: the annotation of a GenBank genome assembly
AUGCGGAGUUCCGCCGCGCUGCCCCACCGCCGGUGGUUCUUCUCCACCGGCCCCAGCGCUUCCUCUGGGAGGCCCAGAUUACUUUGUUGCUCUGCCCCGCCGCUCCCAGCCACCGCCGCCCCCUAUGAUUUUACUCCUCCCUCGGCGGAGGUGGGAAGACCCGAGAAUGACUCAGAAUCCCUCGUCGACCACCGGACCUCGCCGGUGAGUGCGCUUCUCGGGGAACCCACCUCGAGUUCCAGGGUCGCCGCCAAUGCGUUGCCGGAUGGAACUAACUGUUCUGAGAAGUUUGUUUCGGGAGAGGGGAAAAAUGCGCAGUCGGCUGUUGAGAAGGCCGACCCUGUGAGCCGACUCUCCCAGCUAGCCCAGUUGUUCGCUUCCUCCAACUUAUCUUCCCCGCGAACGCGCGAAGAAGGUGCUGGCAUCGUUCUGCGGGACAAAGGUUUUACUCUUCCCGAUAGGUGGCUCAAGAAGAACGAUUGCUCUGCAGAAAACGAUGUGUCCCUCUGGCGGAUACCUCAACCUGUGCCGCCAUCCGACUUUUCAGAGGAAGACGUCAUCAACUCUCUGUUGGAGAAGCAGCUCAAACCGAAAGAUGCCUUGAAGUACUUCAUGUGGAUCAAGGAGCACAGUAGCUCUGUAUGCGGAGUCGAUUCCCUCUGUGUGCUCCUCCAGAUCCUGGUGCAGUACCAGCAUUUCUUGGGCGCCCGAGAGCUUAUGAUUCGUUCAUUCUCGGCGCUGGGGGCUCCCGACCCAAGCACCCUGAUUGACCGCCUGAUAGAGUGCUCUAAAAGAUACGGCUUUGAUUGUGAUUCCAAGGUCCUAAAUCAGGUCUUGAGCUGCUAUGUACGUGUUGGUAGGGAAGAAGAUGCUUUGAAGACCUUCUACCAUAUGCUUGGGCAUGGAAUUGUGCCAUGCAUCACGGCAAGGAACUGCCUGUUAGCUGGCCUGGUGAAAAAGAACGCUACAAAAAAGGCUCGAGACUUGUAUGUCGAAAUGCGCCAGAUGGCCAUGGAUUUUGACUGCUUCACGAUCGAUAUACUAAUGCAGGCCUGCUUGAAGGAAGGGAAGGAGAAGGAUGCUGAGGAGUACUUUGCUGAGAUGACGGCCGAAGGGUUGACACCAGAUGAAGUGGCCUUUGCCACCGUGAUCCAGCUAGUCUGUAAGAGGCCUGAUUCCAGGAGAGCUUGCCAGUUGCUGGAUUUGAUGAAACAUUCAUGCCUGACUCCUUCAGGGGUGAUUUACACCUGGGUGAUCAGUGCCUGUGUGAAGGAGAGGAAUAUGACCCAGGCAUUGCAGUUGAAAGAUGAGAUGCUGACCUGUGGCUGGAAAAUGAAUGUGUUUGCUGCCACUAAUCUCAUGCAGGGAUACUGCCAUCAAGGCGACUUCAAUGCUGCUUUGGACCUGCUCUACGAAAUAACCAGGCAAGGAAUUGCUCCAAACAAUGUAACCUACGCUGUUCUCAUCGAAGGUGCCUGUAACAGCAACUCUGUAGAGAAGGCCUGUGAACUUUAUCAAGAAAUGAGACAGAAGGGCAUCACCCCGAGUGUGUAUACUGCCAACUCUGUGUUGAAAGUUCUGCUGGACAGAGAUGAUUUGGCAUCAGCGUCUAAACUGUUUGAUGAGCUGGUUGGUCUCGGUGUGGCCAAUGUCUUCACUUACAAUUCUUUGAUGCACUGGUUUUGUCAGCAGGGAAGAACGAAAGAAGCAUAUGAUAUAUGGGAUGAGAUGGUGGAGAAGGGAAUCAAGCCUAGCAAUGUUUCUUACAAUAAUUUGCUGCUUGGGCACUGCAGACAUGGGGACAUCAAUUCGGCAGCAAUGCUAUUUGACCAUAUGUCUGAGAUGAAGAUCAAACCUGACGUCUUUGCUUUUACUACCAUGAUUGAGGGGUAUUUCAGGAAGGGUGAUGUUGAAUGUGCUCUUGAUCUGUACAGAAAUAUGUUGGCUGCGGGUGUUUCUCCCAGUGGGUUUACAUUCAACACCAUUAUAAGUGGGCUUUGCAAGGCGGGUCAAGUCUCUGAUGCAAUUGCUAUGCUAAAUUUUUUUAAGGAAGAUCAGGGAUUUGUACCGAUGUGCAUGACUUACAACAGCAUCAUCAAUGGUUUUGUAAAGCAGGGUAACAUGAGUGAAGCUCUCUCUAUGUAUCGACAGAUGUGCAAAGAUGACAUGGCCCCUUCUGUGGUCACUUAUACCAUUUUCAUGGACGGGUAUAGCAAGAGAAGCAGCAGCGACCUUGCAAUGAAGAUUCGAAAUGAUAUGAUAAGCAGGGGUCUCCAGCUAGAUACUGCAGCACACAACGCUGUGAUUGAUGGGUUCUGCAAGACGGGAAACAUGGAAGUCGCACAUCGGCUUUUUGAUGAGUUGCUUGCAAGUGGGUUUUCGCCCACUGCAGUCAUCUACAACAGCCUCAUAUGUGGCUACAAGAAGCAAAACAAUAUGGAGGCUUCAUAUGAGUUGUAUCGGAAAAUGUGCGAAGAAAACAUCCCUUGUGACUUGGCCACAUAUACGACAUUAAUUGAUGGUUCGCUGAAAGCUGGUGACCUUGCCUGUGCAUCAGAAAUGUUUGAUGGCAUGCUGUCGAAGGGAAUUGUCCCAGACGUUAUAACCUAUUCCACACUCGUGCAAGGGUUUUGCAGCAAUGGGCAGCUUGAAAAUGCCCGCAGGAUCUUUGACAGAAUGAAUAGAGAAAACAGGAGCCCUGGUGCUCUCAUCUACAACACGUUGAUCCAAGGGUACUUCCGGGAGGGUAAUCUGCAGGAGGCAUUUAGAUUGCAUGAUGAAAUGCUGGACAGGGGCCUUGUCCCAUUUGAUAGAGCAUAUGAUAUUCUCAGAAACUCAUGCUCUGGUGGAAGUACGCCUAUUGUUGGGCCUCAGACUUCUGUGGGCAAUUCGUCUCAUAGAUCUACAUCACUCACAAUCACCACUUUGUUUGUUUGA